Cuculus canorus (common cuckoo) is the source of this 6645-nucleotide messenger RNA. Its product is annotated as rap1 GTPase-activating protein 1. NCBI's taxonomy places the organism in Eukaryota, Metazoa, Chordata, Aves, Cuculiformes, Cuculidae. Gene Ontology annotation, molecular function: GTPase activator activity. The coding region runs from base 1415 to 3466 and encodes 683 amino acids. The transcript is spliced from 22 exons. The record is from RefSeq and is a predicted model, not a curated record. Gene Ontology annotation, cellular component: cytoplasm. Gene Ontology annotation, biological process: regulation of small GTPase mediated signal transduction; activation of GTPase activity.
AAAGAAGUAGACGAGAGGUAAUGGAAACAUAUGGCCUCCACGCAAGUUCCUAAAACCAGCAAGUGGAUCCUUUCUUCAUCGAUUCGAAGUUGUCACCUCCCUUGAUUGAUUCUUUACUCUUUACAGCCUCUUUUCCCCACCUGCAGACCCCUGAAGCUCCCAUAAUAAUUUCUAUCCAGGUCUUUCAUUAGCAGAAUUUAUAGGGAGCAUUAGGAUGAAACUGCUGCACUCAUCCGUAAAACUUUGAUGUUGCUGCUUGCUUUCUGUUUUUCUUUUUGCCCAUCUAUAUCAGCUGUCUCAUAUUUUCUGUCUGGUGUCUCUGCAUUUUGCUUUCACUCUUCCUUUGCAUCUUUUCCUGGCUCUCUGGCUGCUCUGCCAAAUUCUGUCUCUUGUUCUGUGUUUCCUACUAUCCCUUUCAUGGGUUAGAACAAGCCCAGGGUGAGGCUAGCACUUGGCACAAGGUGGUAGCUGCUGCCUUUUUAGCUCUUGAUGUAAAGAAGAAACAUUGCAUCAUCCUGUGGAAUGAAACAGAAUCGCAGGAAAAAAACGUGUUCUUGUUCAAACGCAAGUAUAUGCAUGCUCUUGCAAUGAAAGAUGGUGUUCUCAUCCUCGGUUUUUAUCAGGAAUGAUGAACAGCUUACAUGUUAGAGAACAGCUUACAUGUUAGAUCAGUUAGAUCAUAAUUUUCCCUAAGGGAGCUGUAGAGCCCAAUCUCUGCAGCACUUGAUGUACCUCCGCUCCAAACAGCAAAGGGGUGCUGUCUUCUUAGCCUUCUUUUGAAGGGAAUGAGAGGUUGUGGAGAAUUGCCCUGAUGCUCGCUUUUCCCACAGGAUACUGAGAGCCCGGGGACAGAUCUUAUUCCACAGCAGAGGUGAAUAAAGGGCCCCUCUGCUGUCCUUAUUCCACACUGCGGGUCCCGCCAUCACUGACAACUCGGGAACAGCCUCCUCGGCUCGGUUGUCCCAGCAGCGCUCCUGCAGGCUGUGUCCCAGCCACGGAUCCCCCAGAAAGGAGAUAUUUGGGAGGAACCGAUCCUCCACAGCGGAGGAGAGGCAGAAGUCAUCACCCCAUCCCUCGCUGUCUCAUCUUCCUCCAUCUCUCCUGCUCCUCCUCCUGUCGCCCGUCCCAGCCGCGGGGCGCCUGGUGCCGCCGCUGCCGCGCAUCCCGGCUCGGGAGGCAGCGGAGCCGGGAGGGAGCCGAGCCCUUCUCCAUGGCGCGGCAGGAGGAGAGGGAGCUGCCGGGGCGGGGAACAGCCCCGCACCUUCUCCCGGGAGCGCAGCUUCCUCGCUGGCGGUGCGGAAGGAGGUCUGAGGAGGGGCUGUGCUGCUUCAGUGAUAUUAUAGACUCUUCCAUCUAAGGCUUUCCAUGUACUCUCGCUCCUGCCAUCCCCAACAAGACUGUGGACUUGUUUGAGAUGAUUGAAAAAAUGCAGGGGAGUCGUCUGGAUGAACAAAGAUGUUCUCUUCCAGCUCCUCUCAAGACGGAAGAGGAGUACAUUCCUUACCCCAGCAUCCAUGAGGUAUUGCAGAAAGGCUGGCCAUAUCCUCUCAUUAUCUUACCCCAGUUUGGGGGCUACUGGAUUGAAGGGACCAGCCACAACAUCUCCAGCUUGAAUCCAACUCUGUCUGAUGCACCCUUUCCCUGGAGUGGUAAAGUGAAACUGGAGAGCGACCCUACAGCCAAGUUGUACCGCAAACAUUUUCUGGGGAAGGAGCACCAGAACUUUUACUCCAGUGACAUGUCCUUGGGCUACCUGGUACUUUCUGUGAAGUAUGAACAGAGUGAGAAACAGGAAAAUCUACGCCUGUUGCUGAGGACUCGGACUGGUACCAAACAUGACUUGAUCCCCAUUUCCUGUCUGAAUGAAUUUCCCAAUGCUGUCCAGAUGGCGAAGCUACUGUGUGAAGAUGUGAAUGUUGAACGCUUCUUUCCUGUCCUGUACCCCAAGGCUUCUCAGCUUAUUGUUGCAUUUGAUGAACAUGUCAUAAGCAAUAACUUCAAAUUUGGUGUCAUCUACCAGAAACCUGGACAGACAACCGAAGAAGAGGUGUUCAGUAACACAGAAGAGAGUCUGGGUUUCCUAGAGUUCCUGGAUUUCCUUGGUGACAAGAUUCAGCUGCAGGAUUUCCGUGGGUUCCGGGGAGGCUUGGAUGUCACUAGAGGUCAAACAGGCACUGAAUCGGUCUAUACAAAUUUCCGGGGCAAAGAGAUCAUGUUUCAUGUGUCUACAAAGCUGCCCUUCACAGAAGGAGAUUCCCAGCAGCUUCAGCGGAAACGUCACAUUGGGAAUGACAUUGUAGCCAUUAUCUUCCAAGAUGAAAGUACGCCUUUUGUCCCUGAUAUGAUUGCUUCUAAUUUCCUACAUGCUUAUGUGGUAGUUCAGCUCACUCAUAGCACCACUGGUGACACACUCUACAAGGUUUCCGUCACAGCCCGAGAUGAUGUCCCCUUCUUUGGACCUCCUCUGCCAAACCCAGCUAUAUUUCGAAAGAGUGCAGAGUUCCGAGAAUUCCUCCUGGCCAAGCUCAUCAAUGCUGAGUACAGCUGCUAUCGAGCUGAGAAAUUUGCUAAAUUAGAGGAAAGAACCCGGAGUGCCCUCUUGGAGAGCCUUUUUGAGGAGCUGCAGCUUCGCAGCCGCAGUAUGAUGGGGUUGCCCAUAGGAGAGGAUGACAAGACAGAGAAUGGCAGUGGAGGCUUCCUCGAGAAUUUCAAGCGAGUGAUCAGAGGCCGCAGCCAGAGCCUGGAUACCAUGGGGAUAUCCAUGAGAAAGCAGCAGCCAGCCACCCUGCCCAGCCGGCCAACUACAGCUGGCCUUGCCCUCAGCCAGAGUGUCACCGAGGGCCCUAAGGCCAUUGCUGCGUCUUUUGCCUUGCCUGGUAGGAGCCCAUCACGUACGCGAGCCAGCCGCUUCCAUGGGCGAAGGAGUAGUGCCAUUGGCAUUGAGAACAUACAGGAGGAAAAGAGCAGAGACACUGCAGAGAGGAUACAGAAGGUGCUGGAUAGUCCAGGAACUUUCUUUGACCUGAAGUCUGAUGGAUCAUCCAGUCCCAGCUCCCCAGAGUUCCCCAGCAGGAAGAGCAAAAUGCUCAAGAGUCAGACUUCAGGAUACUGUGUGAUGCAGCCAUUCUCAUGUUCUUCAUCCAGUGUAAGCAGUUGUUGUAGUGGUUUGAGAGAAAAUGAAACAUCCGAGGAAGAGAAUGACAGGGAGCUGAUGUGCUCUCUUGAGGGCCUACCAAAACAGGAUUCAAUGAUUCAGAGUAUGUGGCUGGAUGACAGUGACUGCACACCCAGUACUUCCAGCUCACCAGGAAGCAGGUUGCUUCCUUCCAGCAGUGUUGCUGGCUCCACUGGAAAAGGAAAAGGCAGCAAAACAGAUGCUCAGCACCAUAAUCCAGUAAGUGCUUUAAUAAAAUCUUUCUUUCUCACUUGCACAGAGAUAAGGAUGGGAGAAAAGACAGUGACUUAAUUUAGGAGGCUUUGCUUGCUGAGGGUUGAAAGGACAAUAAGAAGGUGCUUGCAGGGGAAGGUUAAAGAACUGCCUUGUUCUGCAGGCCUCCAUUUUGUGCUGUGUGUGAGGUCACCGCGGGAGGACUGUCUCAGUGCACGCUGGGUGAGGACAGGUAACGUAUGUGGAGAAGCGCCAUAGGUCCAUGGUUCAGGGUGGACGCAUGCCCCUGCGCCAUCCCUGGCCUCACUGAAAGAGUGCAGCAAGUACUGUAUGGCUUCACGGGAAAGAGUUAAUCCUAUAUGUAGGUUCCUUCCUUCCCACAUGAUCAUCCAUGGCUAGCUGAUUCUGGCCUGUUUGAUCUACCUAAGCUCUGCCUUUCCCUCUCAGGGAAAAGUGUUUCCCAUUGAGACACCUCUCUCUGCCAUAAUCUAUGCUCAGGAUUAUUGUCUCCUUUUUCUUUCAUUGUUCAUUUUCCAUUGCUCAGAUGCUGUCUAGCUUUCUCUGCACCUAUCCUCUGCUUCCUAUGGUUUGAUAAUUUUACUGAAUUGCUUUCUUUUGCACAUUUAGUGACGUCGUGCCUAUCUUCACUUGCUUGUUUGCUUUCAGCCCAGCAUUGGUGGGACCUACUUUUCCAUGCCAGUUUCACAGCUUUUCCAGACAUGGGAAGUGGAACUGGAUCUCCUGGUGAGGUCUGUAAUAGAGCAAAGGGGAACGGAAAGCCAAGUUUGUUCCCUAGUGUUCAAAGGCCAGUUUUGCCUGGUAGACCCCACAGUUAAGCCACUUAACAUCUCUUACUAUUCUUGUAUUCUGUUAAUAUGCCUUCAAUGCGAUUAGUCCAAUUAUCUCAAUAAUUUCCUUGGGCAGGUCCCGUUCACUGCACUCUGUAAUGCUAUAGAGGUUUGGUUACAAAUUUUAACUCUGUAGGCACGUUUCCAACAUCAAUCCACUUUCUACAUUGAGGAUUAUAUACCCUUACAUAUAGUCACCUGGGGAGUGCUCAGCUCAACCGAUCAUGCCAAUAACAUCAGUUGUUGCCAUCUCCAAGGCUCAGCAGAUUCCUCCUGACUGGUGACUGGAACCCAGCCUGGUGCUGGAGUUUUUCCUGCGUCACUCAGAGUCUCUCUUAUGACUCAAAGUCCCCUUCCUUGCCCAGUAUCUUCGCUACUUUAAAGUGAUGUGGAUGUGAGGCUCUCAGGAACUAGUUUGGUAUACAGCUAAGUAAAAAGGGAAUCAUCUUCAUAGAAGAAUAUUCUUCCAGCUGUUCUUAAGUAGCUGGCAGUUCUUACUACUGCUUAGCAUCUACCCCUGUGCCUGGUAAAAAGACGCAACGGUUUAGAUCCUCAGUGAUGUUUCCAAGUCAUGCUCAGCUUUUAGUUGCUCUGCCACCUGGUGGCAUUCAGAGCAGUCAGAUAAACAGUUCAACUCCCUGCGGUGGUGGCCAUUGGUGUCGCAGCAGACUGACAUUUACAGAGAGAUCAGAAAGGGAAGCCAGAUAUCACUUAAACGCACCUCAUGCCAAAGACGAGUAGUGAGAAUGACAGUAGCGCUGCAAGACAGUGUUUUCUGAGGUAAUCACCGAGCGAUUCUAUUACUCGCUGAUAUAAAUGCAAAGGCUAUAACCAUGUACUAGUGGUUAUCACAGGCAAGAAGCAAUGUAAAGGAAAUUCUGAGUUUGCAUUCACCUCAUCUCAGUAGUGUUUAAGUACUAUUUUAGUAACUAAGGCUUUGAGCAUUUAAUUUUCAUUCAUUUCAAGUAGGUCUAAUAGCCUUUAAGAUCAUUUGGGGAAAUAGAUAGAAGUUUCAUUUCAUUUGGUCCAUCUGCCAAAUUAGCAACGUUUUGUCACAAAGACUUCUGCUUUUUUUUCAGUCAGGCUGUUUCAAAGAACAAUUUUUCACAAGACCCUGGCUUUUGCAAUGAGAUUUCAAGGUGCUCCUUGCAUUCUCCCCACCUCCCACCAGAGUUCAUUACCUCCACCAAUGUGCAUUUUUACCCUUUUCUGGCAGUGGCCCCAGGGCACUGGGGUGGUCAGCUUAAAGUGAUUGUUCAGUCAUUCCAUUUUUUUAACUUUGGGAUCAGUUUGAUAGCUGAAACAGGAGACUAGAAAAAUUUCAAAUGGGAAAUGGUAAACAAUUUCCUUAAUAUGGCUUCAAAAGAGUCGAAGAAACAUAUGGCAUCCACAUACAUACAUUCCUCGUCAUUCCAACUCCUAAAUGAACGCAGCCACUUGUACGUCACAAAGAUUUCCUUAAAUUCCAGGCUGGAUUUGCCCCAAAACUAAUGGGUGCAUUGGUAGAAAGGAGAAAGGAGUUCUCAAAUUAUAGGAUGUGUGGUGGAUAGCUGAAAGCAGUGUAAGAAGGAAAAAAUGGUGAAUGGGUGAACAAACGAUACUCCCAUAGCACUAACAGGUCUAAGAACAUGAAGGACAGAUUUGUUUUUUUCUGAUGCUUUGUUCCAGGAUUUGCUGUUCAAGUGAACAAACAUGAAUAUGCUUUACCUUAAAGUUCAGAAAGAGGCAAACCCCAGAAUUCCAGCUGCUGCUAGUUCUUCUGCUUCCUUCAGUGACGCAUCAGAGACAGCCAAGAAUCACAGAGGAAUCAAGCCUCGUACAAAUCAAAGUGACUUGCGUGUUAUUCCAAUUCAACCAAUACAGGGCCAGGUUCAAACUAUUUCAAUGUGAAAUUUCUAACUACUGUAACCAGAGAUGAGAGUGAAAAAUGAAGUGUUUUGGUUUUAAUUUGUUUGUGUAUCUUUCCCUCUGCAGACUAUAGGAUGGGAAAUCCCUCACAGCCAUAACCACAUCCCUUUUGGAUAGGCAGCAAUUAGUCCAUCCUUGAGGAGGCAAAACACAGUUCCAGUUUUCAUUUUCCAACUAAACUUACAUGGUAUUCAUCACGGAAGAGAGUGGUCUUCUGAAGACAUUACUGUAAAACUGGCAUUAAUCAACUGGGGUUGAUGCCUGAUGAUGCAUAUGUGUGGUGGUCUUCUCAAAUGUUAGUCACUACAGAGCAAAGUGUUUAAAAUCCUGUCCAGGAUGGGGUUAGCUCCUUUUGAAAUGCCUGACUCGUUCCCCACAUUUUUCUCUAGGCUUGAAUUGUCCCCUUCACUUCCACUCUUCUUUCUCAUGUCCCUUCCAAGGGCUACGCUGCAGAGUAAAAGGCAGUGUGAGUACCUUGUCCUGUGCUUCUAGUGUCUAUUU